Messenger RNA from Saitoella complicata NRRL Y-17804, 2004 nucleotides. Its product is annotated as glycoside hydrolase family 13 protein. Gene Ontology annotation, molecular function: alpha-amylase activity. The transcript is spliced from 2 exons. Gene Ontology annotation, biological process: oligosaccharide catabolic process. Lineage: Eukaryota; Fungi; Ascomycota; Saitoellomycetes; Saitoellales; Saitoellaceae. The record is from RefSeq and is a predicted model, not a curated record. The coding region runs from base 196 to 2004 and encodes 602 amino acids.
GCAGCAGCGACCGCAACCGCACCGGCCCGAGAGGGAAGGCGAAGGCCGUUGGUGUUCUCGCGGAAUGUAUUACGCUGAGAUUGCACCGAGAAAUCCACCAUGACACUCCAGCCGGCUGCUCCACCCAUAGCUACUUAACCCUCCUGCAAUCCUUUCACCACGUCGACAACGUUGAGCAAGUACGAAGCAAACAAGAUGCCGAACGACAUGACAACCUCCCUCCAAACGGAGACCACCUUUGAUUCGCAGCCCCUCUCGACCCAAUCCCCCCUCCACCCCUGGUGGAAAUCCGCCAUUAUCUACCAAAUCUAUCCCUCCUCCUUCCUCGACACCCGCGGCACCGGCACUGGUACCCUCGCCGGUAUCACCUCCAAACUGCCAUACCUCAAGUCGCUCGGCGUAGACUGUAUCUGGCUUUCCCCAAUCUAUGAGAGCCCGUUGCAUGAUAAGGGAUACGACAUCAGUGAUUAUCGGAAGAUUGAUCCGAGGUAUGGAAGCAUGGAGGUGUGGGGGGAGAUGGUUGAAAAGGCGCAUGAAAUUGGGAUUAAGGUCAUGAUGGAUUUGGUUGUUAACCACACCUCCUUCCUUCAUGCCUGGUUUAAGGAAUCCCGCUCCUCUAAAACGAGCGAGAAGAGGGAUUGGUAUAUCUGGCGUCCACCCCGAUACGACGCAGACGGGACUCGUAUGCCUCCAAAUAACUGGCAAAGCAUCUUUCGCGGUCCCGCAUGGACAUAUGACAAUUCCACAGGCGAGUAUUACCUGCACCUAUUCUGCCGCGAACAGCCCGACCUCAACUGGGAAAAUCCGGAAGUGAGGAAAGCCGUGUACGCCAUGAUGCAUUUCUGGCUCUCCCGCGGCGUCGACGGAUUCCGCAUGGACGUCAUCAACCUCCUUUCAAAAUCGCCUGGACUCCCCGACGCAAAGGUGGUGGAUGAGACGAGGUUUGAGCAACCGGCGAUGGAGCAUUACGUCAACGGACCACGGAUUCAUGAGUUUUUGAGGGAGAUGAGGGGGGAGGUACUAUCCAAGUAUCCAGAGGCGAUCACGGUGGGUGAGACGCCGUUUACGCAUGAUACGGAGGUGAUGAGGAAGUACACCCUCGGCGCCACAGCUGGAGAUGCGUAUGAGCUGGAUAUGUGCUUUAACUUUGAGUUGGUCGAUCUUGACUGCGCUACGACGGAUCCAUUUCUGAAACGCGACGUCCCCCUCCCCGACCUAAAGCGCACCAUCCAAAAAUGGCAAUCCCACGGCGGCUGGAACGCACUUUACCUCGAAAACCACGACCAACCACGCUCCGUAUCCCGCUUCACCACAGCCGCCACCGGCACCCCCGAACUUCGUGAUCUUGCGGCGAAGAUGUUGGCGUUGAUGGAGUGUACGCUCUCUGGUACCGUGUACAUCUACCAAGGCCAGGAAUUGGGGAUGUAUAACGCGCCUGAGGAGUGGGGGAUUGAGGAGUAUAAGGAUGUUGCGACGCAGAAUUAUCGGAGGGAUAUGACGUCGAAGGAAGUUCCUGUUGAGGAGAUCAUGAGGAGGGUGAGAGCGAAAGCUAGGGAUCAUGCACGGACGCCGAUGCAGUGGAACCGCAGUACUUCGCACGCGGGCUUCACUACAGGUGAGCCGUGGAUGCGUGUUAACCCCUCGUAUUCGGACGGUGUCAAUGCGGAAGACGAAGAACAAGACCCCGACAGCGUAUUCCAUUUCUGGAGGAGAAUGAUUGAGGUGAGGAAGGAGUACGCGGGGGCCUUGGUUCAUGGUAGUUUUACGUUAUUGGCGGAGGAGGAUGAGAGGGUUUUUGCGUAUGUUAGGGAGAGUGGGGAGGGAGAGAGGAUGUUGGUUGUAAUGAAUUGGUCGGGGGAGGAUGUUAGGUGGAGUGUGCCGGAGGAGGCCAGGGAUGGGGUGGAGGUUGUUGUGGGGAAUUACGGGGUUGAGGGGAAGGUGUUCGCCGAGGCUGAAUUGAGCGGGAUGUCAGAUAGGGUGAUUAGAGUUACAACGUUGCUUUGA